AUGAACCCCCCUGACAAGUCGCCUAAGAAGAUUGCCAAACUUCCUUCUCCCAAGGUAGAGUCCAGCUCUGGGCGGAGAACUAUAUCGAAUAACGCUGCUCGACCACAACAGCCUCGAGUAGCUCGAGCAGUUUCGUCGCCAAACUUCAAAGAUCACCUAACAUCCUCAUCGGCCGACAACGAACCAUUGGCGGGGUUGAAAAAAGAGCGACUUGCGACAUCUCCUCAGAUCGACGAGUCGCCGCCCUUCGCUUCAAUUCCUUCUCAUGAUGAGAAAAAUUUGUUGAAUUACCGUCUCUCUCGUUAUCUUGAGCCGGGCUCGAACACCAGUGAAUCCCUAUAUGAAACAUACGGCGUGAGGAUUGAGAGACUGAAGAAUUUCUGGUUUGUUUUGUUCGCGCUCGAGCGGAUCCUCCUUUUUGGAAGCCUCGCGUGUCUAGAUUCAUGGCUUUACACUUUUACAAUACUACCGCUGCGCUUUGUAAAAGCAUUCUUCAUCCUUUUCGAGUCCUGGGUGAUGAAGUUGAGGGCCGAGGUUCCAUUUCUAUGGAGGUUCGUUCGCAGUGGUGUUCGACGAGUAUGGCGAAGAAGGAGACAGCCACUCGCCGAGGUCACCGAUCGGCGCGAGAGUGAACCUGAUACAGCUGCUAGCUCAGAUACGGUCACCAUAGACCGAGAUUCUAAACACCGAUCUUCUGAGCCACUCAAACGAAGACAGCGGAUCUUUGAAUCUCGCAUAUAUCACCGCCGAAGGAAGAUGUUGUUGCCCUCUUCUUUGCUUAAAGAAGAAAAAGCAGACAUUCUCAAGGGCCUUUUAAUGAUCACCACCUGCUCUCUUUUGAUGUUCCUCGAUGCUAGCCGCAUGUAUCAUUGGAUUCGUGGGCAGGCCGCCAUUAAACUAUACGUGAUAUACAACGUCUUGGAAGUGAGCGACAGACUUCUGUCUGCUGUCGGACAGGAUAUUCUCGAGUGUCUUUUCUCAAAGGAAGCGCUUGAACGUGAUUCCAAUGGAAAGAUUCGAAUAUCUCGACCAUUUUGGCUGUUCUGGACGGCGCUGGUUUACACUGUGGUCCAUUCAACCUCCUUAUACUAUCAAGUCAUGACUCUGAAUGUGGCCGUCAACUCUUACUCGAACGCACUCAUUACACUUCUGCUGUCCAAUCAGUUCGUUGAGAUCAAAUCAACUGUAUUUCGCAAGUUCGAAAAAGAAAAUCUGUUCCAGCUUACUUGCGCCGACAUUGUUGAGCGAUUUCAGCUGGGUCUCAUGCUUACCAUCAUUGCGUCGCGCAAUUUCGUUGAGACAGGUGCUUUCAACUUUAUUGGAGAUCUUGGUCUGGGAUCUGGCUCAGUCCAUUUAUCAACCGCAACCAACAGCACACCUCUGUCGACGCCCCCAAGAACAGCAACAUCCAUUCUCCCUCGAUCCUUUACUUUCUUCCCCUCCUCCAUCUUUUAUUCUGUCAGCAGUGUCAACUCUUUUCUCCCCACUUUCGCUCAAGUCCUGGGACCCUUCUUGAUUGUGUUGGGAUCUGAGAUACUUGUGGAUUGGCUGAAACAUGCCUUUAUCAACAAGUUCAACAAUUAUCGUCCGGCUCUAUACAAUAAGUACCUUGAUGUUCUUGCCAAGGAUUACUACACCAAUGCGUUCGGAGAUCAAAACCUCACUCGUCGCAUCGGCUUGCCAGUCAUCCCCCUAUCUUGUCUCUUCUUCCGUGUUUCGGUGCAGACAUACCAAAUGUUCCUGGAGUCUCUACUCCCUCAAAAUCCUUCUUCAACCGCGCUGGGAUCGACUUCCCUGACAUCCAUUCACGAUCACUACACAUCCAUACCUCUUCCAUCUAUGUCCCCAUCAAUCCUUCGUGACAUUCUCCCAGCAUCAGCUGCUUACAUCAACGCCCUCUUCCAAUCUCUUCUAGAGAAUGCUAUUCCCUCUCCAGCACGAUCAGUCCAAAUAUUCACCGUCAUUCUCCUCCUAACAGGUUUUAUCGUCCUCCUGAUCGUCAAGUUGCUCCUAGGUGUGGGACUCCUUGUCUUCUCUCGCAACCGGUACAAGAAAAUGAAAAGUGCCGAAAAAGAGCAGCGCAAGAUAAAGACUGAGUUCAAUGUCGAAGGCGCUCUUAGGGUCGGGCCCUGGGGAAUGACGGAAGUUACCGAACAGACCCGCCGAAGGAUUUAUGAUGAUGAUCCUGAGGGGCUGCGACGCUUGAAGGAGAAAGAGGAAAAGGAUAAAAACAAGGACGGGGACUUGGACAUUGAUCGAGUUCAACGGUAUGGAAUGUCUGGGAAGAAGAUUUGGUGA
Molecule: messenger RNA, 2298 nt
Organism: Penicillium taxi
Lineage: Eukaryota; Fungi; Ascomycota; Eurotiomycetes; Eurotiales; Aspergillaceae
Product: TAPT1 family protein
Exons: 1
Coding region: 1-2298 (765 amino acids)
Biological process (GO): maintenance of protein localization in endoplasmic reticulum
Cellular component (GO): endoplasmic reticulum membrane
Source: RefSeq, a predicted model, not a curated record